GGUCUCCAGCCAUGCUUUAAAUAGCCAGCACCUUCCCUGGCCCCCUCGAGAAUUCUCCGACAGGACCUCAGGCAGAAACUUCACCAAGAUGAGCAAACUAAGGCUGCGUUAUUCAUUAACUUCUUUGGAGGCAUGAAGGGAGCUAGAAAUGGGCGGGAUGGAUAACAGGGUCUCGGGAACAACCAGUAAUGGAGAGACCAAGCCAGUGUGUCCAGUCAUGAAGGAGGUGGAGGAAGACGGCACCUUGGAACGGGAGCACUGGAACAACAAGAUGGAGUUUGUGCUGUCAGUGGCGGGAGAGAUCGUUGGCUUAGGCAAUGUCUGGAGGUUUCCCUAUCUCUGCUACAAGAACGGGGGAGGUGCCUUCUUUAUCCCCUACCUCAUCUUCCUUUUCACCUGUGGCAUUCCUGUCUUCUUCUUGGAGACAGCACUUGGCCAGUACACCAACCAGGGAGGCAUCACAGCCUGGAGGAAGAUCUGUCCCAUCUUUGAGGGCAUCGGCUAUGCCUCACAGAUAAUCGUCAGUCUCCUCAAUGUCUACUACAUCGUUGUCCUGGCCUGGGCCCUCUUCUACCUCUUCAGCAGCUUCACCACCGACCUCCCGUGGGGCAGUUGCAGCCAUGAGUGGAAUACAGAAAACUGUGUGGAGUUCCAGAAGACCAAUGUCUCCCUGAAUGUGACCUCUGAGAAUGCCACCUCUCCUGUCAUCGAGUUCUGGGAGAGGCGAGUCCUGAAGCUCUCAGAUGGCAUCCAGCACCUGGGGUCCCUGCGCUGGGAACUGGCCUUGUUCCUGCUGGCCUGGAUCAUUUGUUACUUCUGCAUCUGGAAGGGGGUCAAGUCCACGGGCAAGGUGGUGUACUUCACAGCCACAUUCCCUUACCUCAUGCUGGCGGUCCUGUUGAUUCGAGGAGUGACGCUGCCCGGGGCAGCCCAAGGAAUUCAGUUUUACUUGUACCCCAACAUCACACGUCUGUGGGACCCCCAGGUGUGGAUGGAUGCGGGCACCCAGAUCUUCUUCUCCUUUGCCAUCUGUCUGGGGUGCCUCACGGCCCUGGGCAGCUACAACCAGUACCACAACAACUGCUACAGGGACUGUGUCGCCCUUUGCAUCCUCAACAGCGGCACCAGCUUCGUGGCUGGGUUUGCCAUCUUCUCCAUUCUGGGCUUCAUGUCUCAGGAGCAAGGUGUGCCCAUAUCUGAAGUUGCUGAGUCAGGCCCUGGCCUGGCUUUCAUCGCCUACCCUCGAGCCGUGGUGAUGUUGCCCUUCUCACCAUUGUGGGCCUGCUGUUUCUUCUUCAUGGUUGUUCUCCUGGGACUAGACAGCCAGUUUGUGUGCGUAGAAAGCCUGGUGACAGCGCUGGUGGACAUGUAUCCCAGGGUGUUCCGUAAGAAGAACCGGAGGGAAAUCCUCAUCCUUAUAGUGUCUGUCCUCUCCUUUUUCAUUGGACUGAUCAUGCUCACAGAGGGCGGCAUGUACGUGUUUCAGCUCUUCGACUACUAUGCAGCCAGUGGCAUGUGCCUUCUCUUCGUGGCCAUCUUUGAAUCCCUCUGUGUGGGUUGGGUUUAUGGAGCCAGCCGCUUCUAUGACAACGUUGAGGAUAUGAUUGGGUACAAGCCGUGGCCUCUUAUCAAAUAUUGUUGGCUCUUUUUCACCCCGGCUGUGUGCACGGCAACCUUCCUGUUCUCCCUGAUCAAAUACACACCGCUGACCUACAACAAGAAGUACACGUACCCAUGGUGGGGGGAUGCCCUGGGCUGGCUCCUAGCUCUCUCCUCCAUGAUCUGCAUUCCUGCCUGGAGCAUCUACAGGCUCGGGACUCUCAAGGGCCCACUCAGAGAGCGGCUCCGACAGCUCGUGUGCCCAGCUGAAGACCUUCCCCGGAAGAACCAACCAGAGCCUGCUGCUCCUGCCACACCUAUGACAUCCCUCCUCAGGCUCACAGAACUGCAGUCUAACUGCUAGAGCCAGGGCUUUGACAUGCCUGUGAGCCUGGCCAUGGGGACAAGCUAUAGGAGCGGAGGGCAGAAGUACCCCUCGGUGCUGGGGCAGAUAAGACAAGAGGGGUAUUUGGGACCCACCUUCUGAGCUGGGUCCCUACUAUCUCGACUCCCCUAUUCCAGGGUGGUCCAAACAUUGUGACAUGUCCACAUCAGCAACACCCCUUUGAGGCAGCUUGGGAAGCCCUGGGGAGGCGAAGGCCUGGCUGGUCGCUGGGCCCUCUUCCCUCCAUGCCAUUAAAUCCAACUUCCUCCCACAACUGCUUGCC
This is a messenger RNA of Peromyscus leucopus (white-footed mouse), 2267 nucleotides long. RefSeq names its product solute carrier family 6 member 13 (gene Slc6a13). Gene Ontology annotation, biological process: sodium ion transmembrane transport; neurotransmitter transport. The record is from RefSeq and is a predicted model, not a curated record. NCBI's taxonomy places the organism in Eukaryota, Metazoa, Chordata, Mammalia, Rodentia, Cricetidae. Gene Ontology annotation, molecular function: gamma-aminobutyric acid:sodium:chloride symporter activity. Gene Ontology annotation, cellular component: plasma membrane.